AUGGCUGUGGCCGGAGGGCCCUGGACACCCAGCGCCCUGGUUGCCAGGCAACAGAAGCUGGCGGUGGCAGACCCUCCUGCCAGCCCUGGGCUCGGUGUGUGGCCCCUGGGCACCCCCUGGGCAUGGGCAGGGCCGGCACUUCCUGAGGGGCCCCUCUGCCGCCAGGGCUUCUCGGACCAGGAGUACCGCCAGCGCCGGAGGCUGAUCGCCGAGAUAGCCUUCCAGUACCGCCACGGCGACCCUAUUCCCCGUGUGGAGUACACGGCUGAGGAGAUCGCCACCUGGAAGGCGGUGUACACCACCCUCAAGGGCCUGUACGCCACGCACGCCUGCCGGGAGCACCUGGAGGCCUUCGAGCUGCUGGAGCGCUUCUGUGGGUACCAGGAGGACAGCAUCCCGCAGCUGGAGGCCGUCUCCCGCUUCCUCAAGGGUGCGCUGGGCGGGGGGGUGCAGGACUGCUGCCAUGAGCUGCUGGGGCACGUGCCCAUGCUGGCCAACCGGACCUUUGCCCAGUUCUCCCAGGUGUGUCCUGCAGCCUCGGCCAGAAGCCGGGACCGCGGAGGGGCAGGCCUGGGGCUGGGGGCCGCUUGGGUCAAGAGCCGUCAGGGAGACCGUGUCAUCCUGACCCAGAGCCUGCCCAGCACCCCGCCUACCAGCACCCAGCUUGCCCAGCACCCUGGCUACCAGCACCCCGCCUGCCCAGCAUCCCGCCUACCAGCACCCAGCCUGCCCAGCACCCCGCCUACCAGCACCCCGCCAGCCAGCACCCUGCCUGCCAGCCUGUACCUGCCUCACUCCAGCCCGGGAGGCCCUCACUCUGACAGCUCUGAGCCCCAGAGACCCCUGGGAAGAGCUGGUGACCGGCCUCCCUCCCUCCGGCCUAACUGA
Messenger RNA from Myotis brandtii (Brandt's bat), 888 nucleotides. RefSeq names its product tyrosine hydroxylase (gene TH). NCBI's taxonomy places the organism in Eukaryota, Metazoa, Chordata, Mammalia, Chiroptera, Vespertilionidae. The transcript has 6 exons. Gene Ontology annotation, biological process: heart development; response to hypoxia; response to ethanol. The record is from RefSeq and is a predicted model, not a curated record. The coding region runs from base 1 to 888 and encodes 295 amino acids. Gene Ontology annotation, molecular function: tyrosine 3-monooxygenase activity; iron ion binding. Gene Ontology annotation, cellular component: cytoplasm; perikaryon; axon.